Molecule: messenger RNA, 663 nt
Organism: Pseudovirgaria hyperparasitica
Lineage: Eukaryota; Fungi; Ascomycota; Dothideomycetes; Acrospermales; Acrospermaceae
Exons: 2
Coding region: 1-663 (220 amino acids)
Biological process (GO): exocytosis
Cellular component (GO): cell tip; Golgi to plasma membrane transport vesicle
Molecular function (GO): guanyl-nucleotide exchange factor activity
Source: RefSeq, a predicted model, not a curated record
AUGUCUGUUUCGACGAUACCUCGCAUGCGCACUGGAACUGCGACACCGUUGAUGGCGCCACAAGCUACGGGAGGACAUGCAUGUCCACGAUGUGAUACCAUGCCAGAAGCUAAGAGAAGAAUACUGGAGUUGGAGACUCAAGUCCGAAUACUCACGGAAAAGGCCACCGCUGCGGUGGACAAGUUGGCAGAUUAUGAAGAUCAGUUACAAAGGCUUAAAACCUCGCAAUCCCCCAUAUCGCCUUCGGAUCUCACCUCUACGCCUGUGGAAGCAGCACUGAACGAACCCGUCACGACUCCACCAGUAGAGACCAAACUACAAUCACGUUUCUCGAACCUCCUUUCCCGACGCUCAAUUGCACAUCUUUCUACAGUGUCCAGUCGAUCAGAGGCGGACCUCCAAAUUGCCCUCCAACGUGAACAGGACCUGCGCCAGAAGGCAGAAGGCAAGCUCACACAAAUGAAUACCGAGAUCGAGGAUCUGUCGGUGCAGCUCUUUCAGCAGGCAAACGAGAUGGUGGCUACAGAGCGUAAAGCCAGAGCCAAGCUCGAGGAGCGGGUUGAGAUGCUGGAGAAAAGAGACGAUGACAAGAGAAAGAGACUAGACAGACUUGAAGGGGCUAUGAAAAGAAUCGAUCGAGUGCGAGAUCUACUUGCGCCCUGA